Athalia rosae (coleseed sawfly) is the source of this 2137-nucleotide messenger RNA. Its product is annotated as heterogeneous nuclear ribonucleoprotein A3 homolog 2. Gene Ontology annotation, molecular function: mRNA binding. The record is from RefSeq and is a predicted model, not a curated record. Gene Ontology annotation, cellular component: cytosol. The transcript is spliced from 9 exons. Bases 161 to 1453 code for a protein of 430 amino acids. NCBI's taxonomy places the organism in Eukaryota, Metazoa, Arthropoda, Insecta, Hymenoptera, Athaliidae.
CGACAACGCAUCCCGACGCCGCUUCGACUACGUUCAUUCCGUUUCCGUUUUCACGGCGCUAAAGAUCGCUUCUAGAAGUGUUGGAGGUUGUUCCUACGUAGAUUUAAUUCCGGAUAUCUACGAUUCCUGUGAAUUUUGGUGGUGUUAAUUUCCUACCACUAUGACGGACGAAAAGAAGAUUGUUUCAACUGCUGCUCCAAGAAAGACAAAAAUAUUUGUCGGUCGAUUGCCCGAAAAUUGCCGUAAUGAAGAGUUGAGACAACUGUUCCAACGCUUUGGCGAAGUGACAGAAUGCGAUGUGAUGAAUCGAUACGGAUUCGUGCAUAUGGCCAGGGAAGAGGAUGCGACUACGGCUAUCAAGACUCUCCACAACUCAAAUUUCAAAGGUGCAACCAUCAAUGUUGAACAAUCUACAGGCAAGUCACGUGGAGGUGGUGGUGGCGGUGGCGCUCGUAGGGAUGGAGAUCGACGUGGUGGUCCCAUGAGAGGUGGGCGAGGUGGAAGAGAUGGAGGACGCGACGGCAGACCAGGACCUUAUAACGACCGUCGAGGCGGCCGAGAAAGUGGCUUUGGCGGCAAUGAUCGCGGUGGACGAGGAGAUUUUGGAAGGAGAGGAGACUUUGGAGGUGGUAGAAAUGGCCCUGGUGCUGGUAGUGGUUACAAUGAUUACGGUAAUCGGGGUGGAGGUGACUACGCGGGUCGUGGUGCAGAUUUUGGUGGUGGAUACAACGAUCGUGGUGGUUACGGACAAAACAAUGUUAGUGGUCUAGGAGGUUACGCGACCAGCUCGUCAGGAAUGGGAGGUGCCUACGGACCAGCUACUGGUUCUACGGGAGGAUACGGACCUGCCGUUUCUGCUGAUUACGGUAGAGGAGCAGACUUUGGCCGAGCUGCCGAUUUUGGAACAAGGGCGGACUUUGGUGGCCGUGCAUCUGCUGGAAUGGGAGGAGAUUUUAACCGGGGUGGGCCAGCUGACUAUGGACGCACAGAAAAUUUUGGGGGUGCACGGACUGCUGAAUACCCACCAAGAAAUGACUACGACCGUGGCGUGACCGGGCCAAUGAGGAAUGGAGGUGCAACCACAGCUUAUGGCGGAGGAUUUGCAGAGUCAGGAGGCUUUCCGGAAGGCUCGGGGGUUGUGGGGCAUGGGGGACCAGGGGGACCUGGGGGGUUUAAUCAGGGAGGCCAAUCGCAAUGCAACAGGACCGAUGGACCACCCCCUAAUAAUAUGCCUCCAUUUAACAGGCCAAUUGGCGCGGUGCCAAAUUACAGCACGGGCCCAGGACCCCAAGCAGAUAUGUUUAGCAGAAGACCUGGAAGUGCUGCUCCCACUGGCGGAUACCCUCCAGUUGGUGGAGGAUAUACCGACGGGUAUGACCGGGCAGAUCCCUACGGCCCAAGAAGUACAGGACGCUUCCCAGGUCCGGCAGACUCGAUGCCGCCGAGGUACUAAAGUACUAUACCGAUCGAUAGCGUUCACUGGGGGCAAAUGAAUGCCUAGCGGCGGUUUGCGUGCGGAUAUAAAACUGCGCCUCAAGUGUUUCAAUCCUUCCUAUGUAUGGGGGAAAAGUAAUAAUAAUAAUAACAAUAAUAAUAAUAAUACACAGCCCACUCACACAGUUAUGAAACCAUUAAAAAUAAAUGUGUAAUUUAUAUUAAACUUAAAAUUACAAUUCUAAGAUACCAUAAGAUACGGUAAGAUCGGUUUGACAUGUUCGAUGGAUAGCUUGGAUUUAGGUUUGUAGCGACAUUAAAAGUAUUAGAAACUCGUGAAGUUUAUUAAACAAAUGAUUUUGAUAGCGGACGUCGCGUAAUCGCGUUAAAUAAUUAACAUGGAUUUUUAUGUUCGAAAUUGUCUUACACGAAGAGUUAGUUCAGUCGUGAAGUUUAGCUCCAGUCUUCUACGAGGCCUUUGGGCAGAGAACUUGGCUAUUCCAUGGUAUCUCGCCCUGGUAUCUGGCGGAGGCUAAUAAUCAUAAAUAACGCUAGUUAUUAUUUCAAACAUUUUCCCAGCUAGCAUAGGUCCGCAGUGGAAAACACGAACAUAGACUAUGAACGAUGUGAUGUACAUGAUUUUUUUUUUUAUAUGUAUCAACUAUGUCUUUGAUGUUCAUUAAUAAUAAAUCGAAGAAACGUG